Molecule: messenger RNA, 1356 nt
Organism: Aphanomyces astaci
Lineage: Eukaryota; Oomycota; Saprolegniomycetes; Saprolegniales; Verrucalvaceae
Exons: 3
Coding region: 11-1237 (408 amino acids)
Source: RefSeq, a predicted model, not a curated record
CUCGAGUGAAAUGGCACCAACUUGGGCUAAUGGCAGUGUGGUGACCAUAACCCAUGGCGAGACUGGCUCGACGUUCAGAGCGCUGGUCGAGAAGGACAAGGCAGGACAGAUCGUCACGCUCUGUAACAUAGACACCCCGUACGAGAAGCUCAAAGUCUCCCAGCAUGAUGGCGAGACGUCAUGGGGCGCCGGCGGCGGCAAGUUUGCCGCCUUCGCGGCGACCCCCGUCGAUUCCAUCAGCAACAGCACGUUCACGUUUCAACUGUGCGCCAACCAAAAGAAGUUAAACGUGGAUGGUUCAGAGGGAUGGUACUUGGGCGUGUCGUCAUCCUCUGCUGCCUCUCGUGGCAUCCUGCUCACACCAGAUCACGUCCUCGUCGGAAAUGGCGCGCCGUGCACGUUCGUCGUGUCGGAAGUCACGUCUCGCGCACACAUGCAGCUCUCCUCCGCGACCGCAUGCAACCUGCCACCGCUCACGCCGUCCCAACUCGAAUCGUUUUGCCGAGAGGGGUAUCUCGUGCUGCCGCGCGCGGUGCCGCUGCCCCUCGUCCACGACGCCCUUCGGCGCAUCAACCACGAGCUUGGGAAGCCCGGCAUGAUGAUCGAUGGAGGUGUCGAAGGCACAGCCAAGCUCGCGGGGAACAUCUCCAACCACCCAGCGAUCCUCGACUUGUAUCGGCCUGUGCAUACCGCCGUCGAGAGCAUUGUCGGUCAGGGGUGUGUGGUGCCGCCUCUGGGCGCCCAACUGGCCCUUCGGUUUCCCGAACUGUGUGCGCCAUACGAGCCUCUCGGCAACGAGUGGCACACCGAUGGCAUGCGACAAGGCAAGUGGAAUCCAUUCUCGCUCUUGGUGGGCAUUGCGCUGUCGGAUACGGCGACAUCUGCUGAAAACGGCAACCUCCUCGUCUUCCCCCGAACCCAUCGGACGCUCCACAACAUGCUGCAGUCUCCCACCGACAAGGAGGACCUGUUGCGCGCGUGCGUCGCCGCCGACAAGGCAUGGGGCCAAGGCCAGCAUCUGCCGAACCUCGGUCCUCCGCUGGCACUAAAGCUCUCGCCAGGAGACGUUGUGUUGGCGCACCCAAAGACUGCCCACCGCGGAGGCCCCAACUUUUCCCCCCACAUCCGGUAUCAAGUGUAUUUUCGCAUCAAGCACAAAGAUCAUGCGAGACUGGAGACGCAGUUGGAGACAGAUUUGUAUGCCGACUUGACUGGAUGUUGCCACGUCAUACUCUAAACGACGUGGACACUACUACUGUAUGUAGUGCACACUCUAUAACCACAUUAAACGUGGUUAUAGAGUGACAUUAAACGUGAUUGUCGAUUUGAUCACGCCGACCAAACCGAUCCACAAUC